AUGACUAGCAAAACUCUAAGUAGCACUUUGUGGCUCCUUCCAGGCAUUUUCCUGUGUUUCCCAUUCUGUCCUCCUUUGAGUGGGCAGCAUGUGACUGAGCUUCCAGGUAUGCUCCACUGUGGGCUAAGGAGCUUCCAGUUUACUGUGAACCUCAGUCUGGAGGCAGGGAGUCCUAUGCUAACAACUUGGGAUAGCCAAGGGCUGCCACACAGGCUAAAGAAUGACUCCGACUGUGGUACGUGGGUGAUGGACAGUCCUGAUGGCUCUUUGGUGUUAGAAGCUACCUACAAUGGCUGCUAUGUCACUAUGAGCGGCUCCCACUAUGCCAUGGAAGUUGGAGUGCAGGAGGUGAAUGUAACUGGACAUAUGGCAGGGUCAAGGAAGAGACUGCUUAAAUGUCCUUUGGAUCUUCAAGCCCAAAACACUCUGAAUACUGAAGUGUGCAAUCCUGUGCCAGUAAAAGAAAGGCUUCCCUGUGCUCCCUUGCCCGUCUCUCGAGGAGACUGUGACAAGCUGGGUUGCUGCUACAUCUCUGAAGAGGAAGAAGUGGGCUACUGUUACUAUGGAAACACAGUGACCUCCCAGUGUACCAGAGAGGGUCGCUUCUCCAUUGCUGUGUCCAGGAAUGUGACCUCACCACCCCUGAACUUGGAUUCACUGCACUUGAUCAUCAGGAGUGACAGUGGAUGUGACCCUAUAAUGGCAACGCCCACCUUUGCCUUGUUCCAAUUUCCAUUUACUUCCUGUGGGACCACAAGGCGGGUCAUUGGAGACCAGGUCGUGUAUGAAAAUGAGCUAUUGGCCACUCAGGAAGUGAGAACUUGGGGUAGUGGCUCUAUUACCCGAGACAGCAUCUUCAGGCUCCAAGUCAGCUGCAGUUACUCUGUUUUCAGCAACACAUCCCCAAUUAACAUGCAAGUGCUGACUCUCCCACCACCCCUUCCUAAGACCCAGACUGGGCCCCUCUCUCUGGAGCUUCAGAUUGCCAAGGAUAAAACCUAUGGCUCUUACCAUGGUGCUGAAGACUACCCACUGGUGAAAUUUCUCCAGGAUCCUAUUUAUGUUGAGGUCUCCAUCCUUCACAGAACAGACCCCUCUUUGGAGCUACUGCUAGAGCAGUGCUGGGCCACACCUGGCCCUAACCCUUUUAAUCAACCACAAUGGCCAAUCCUGGUAAAGGGAUGCCCAUAUGCUGGAGACAACUAUCAGACUAGAAGGAUCGAUGUCCAGAAAGCAUCAAGCCCCUUUCCUUCUCAUCACCAACGUUUCAGCAUCUCCACCUUCAGCUUCACAAAUGCUGUAAGGGAGGAGCAGGCUUUUGGCGGACAGGUAUACCUGCACUGCAGUGCAUUGGUCUGCCAGCCUGCUGGGACACCAUCCUGCAUGGCAAUCUGUCCUGCUUCCAGGAGAAGAAGAAAAUCUGAGCUUUAUUUUAAAAACAACACUGCCAGCAUAUCUAGCAAGGGCCCUGUGAUCUUCCUCCAAGCCAUCAAGGACCCUAAAGACAAGCUUCAUAGAUACUCAAGCAUCUCCACGGAUUCCCCUGCUCUGUGGGUUGUAGGACUUUCUGCAAUCACAAUCAUCAUUGGCGUCUUGUUAGUAUUCUACUUGGCCAUCAGAAUACUAAGAUGA
Cricetulus griseus (Chinese hamster) is the source of this 1632-nucleotide messenger RNA. Lineage: Eukaryota; Metazoa; Chordata; Mammalia; Rodentia; Cricetidae. The record is from RefSeq and is a predicted model, not a curated record.